AUGAGUGGAUCAGGGAAUAAGCAUAAUGAGGAAACAUUGUUCGAUAUCGACUUUCUAGACGACAGCUAUAUAGCGGAUACCAACAAUAGAAGUGUAACUGUAAAUGGUCACAAUUCAGUGCCAAUUAUUGAUUCGGGCAUUGAUGAAAUUGAACGAUAUCAAGCUAAUUUAAUACCACGGGAGAUCAUAGAUCUAGAUAGGGUUUCUUUAUCUCGUCGUGGCGACAGUAUAGAAAACGACAUUAUACACAAUCCAUUUGAUGACGAAAAUGCUACACAACAUUAUGAUGCAUCUAAUAAUAAUCUGUCUGUGGCACAACCGAGCGGAUGGCAGAAAUUUGUUGGUGGCCUAAAAAGUGGCAUUGGCAUAAAUAGUGCAGCUGAUAGUCGAUAUCAAAGUUUUGAAAUGGACAACUACGCAGAGGUCACUGGUGAAGGCAGGUACAAAAGAUCUCGGAAUAAAUUCGACCUGAAAGUCAUAUUCGAUAAGUUCAUCUUAAGAACUAAGCGAAAUUCUGCUGCAGAUAGCAAUGGACCGCGGGUAAUCUAUAUCAACGAUAAAGUUGCCAACUCCAACUUAGGCUAUGGUGAUAAUCACAUUUCAACUACAAAAUAUAAUUUUGCGACAUUCUUACCAAAAUUUUUAUUUCAGGAGUUUUCAAAAUAUGCUAAUUUAUUUUUCCUUUUCACUUCCGUCAUCCAGCAGGUGCCAAAUGUAACACCCACUAAUAGAUUCACUACAAUUGGCACUUUAAUUGUUGUUUUGAUAGUGUCAGCUAUUAAAGAGUGCGUAGAAGAUUUAAAAAGAUCCAACUCUGACAAAGACCUAAACGAUUCUAGAGCGGAAGUUUAUUCUGAAAAUACCGGUCACUUUAUCUCCAAAAAAUGGAUUGAUUUAUCAGUAGGUAAUAUUAUCAGAGUGCGCUCUGAAGAAGCCAUUCCUGCUGAUUUGAUUGUAUUAUCGUCUUCUGAACCAGAAGGUCUUUGUUAUAUCGAAACUGCUAAUUUAGAUGGUGAAACUAAUUUGAAAAUUAAACAAGCAAGAAUAGAAACCUCAAAAUUCCUAGAUGAGGCUCAACUGAGCACCAUGCGCGGUAAACUACUUUCAGAACCACCAAACUCCAGUUUAUAUACAUACGAAGGAACAAUAACUUUAAAUGGGACCAAAAUCCCGUUGAACCCUGAUCAAAUGAUUUUGAGAGGUGCAGUAUUGAGGAACACUGCAUGGAUUUUUGGUAUAGUGGUUUUCACAGGCCACGAAACGAAGCUAAUGCGUAAUGCUACAGCUACUCCAAUUAAGAGGACAGCUGUUGAACGAGUAAUAAAUAUGCAAAUUGUUGCAUUGUUUGGUGUUUUAAUUGUGCUUGCAGUGGUUUCUUCUUUGGGUAACGUGAUUGUGAUGUCCACAAAUUCUAAAGCCCUAGGCUACUUGUAUCUAGAAGGGACGAAUUGGUUCAGUUUGUUUUUUAAGGAUAUUUUAACAUACUGGAUUUUAUUUUCCAACUUGGUCCCAAUUUCAUUGUUUGUUACUGUUGAAAUGAUCAAAUAUUAUCAAGCCUAUAUGAUUGCUUCGGAUUUAGAUAUGUUUCACGAAGAAUCAAAUACGCCUACGGUGGUUAGAACUUCUUCUUUGGUUGAGGAAUUGGGGCAAAUUGAAUAUGUAUUUAGUGACAAGACUGGAACGUUGACUAGAAAUGUAAUGGAGUUUAAGUCGUGUUCAAUUGCAGGCCGUUGCUAUAUUGAAACUAUCCCUGAGGACAAAACCGCGGUCGUGGAUGACGGCAUUGAACUUGGCUUUAGAACGUAUCAAGAAAUGAGUGCCUAUCUUGAUGACACUUCCACUGUGGAAGGGUCUAUUAUUGAUGAAUUUUUGACAUUGUUAUCCACUUGUCAUACUGUCAUUCCUGAAUUUCAAGAUGAUGCGUCUAUCAAAUAUCAGGCUGCUUCUCCCGAUGAGGGUGCUCUAGUUCAAGGUGCUGCAACUUUGGGUUAUAAAUUUAUCAUUCGUAAACCUAAUUCUGUUACAAUAGUUAAAGAAGCCACCGGUGAAGAUAUUGUAUACGAAUUGUUAAACGUUUGUGAAUUCAACUCUACCAGAAAAAGAAUGAGCGCCAUUUUUAGAUUACCUGAUAAUUCUAUCAAAUUGUUCUGUAAAGGUGCUGACACUGUUAUUUUAGAAAGGUUGGAUAGUAAUCAUAAUCCUUACGUUGAAGCUACAUUAAGGCAUUUAGAAGACUAUGCUGCCGAGGGUUUAAGAACGCUAUGUAUUGCCACAAGAACAGUCUCUGAAGAAGAGUAUCAAAACUGGAGUCAUGCGUAUGAUUCAGCUGCCACUAGCCUGGAAAAUAGAGCAGUUGAAUUAGAUAAGGCUGCGGAGCUAAUUGAAAAGGAUUUAUUAUUAAUUGGUGCAACAGCCAUUGAGGAUAAACUACAAGAUGGUGUUCCUGAAACAAUUCACACGUUGCAAGAUGCUGGUAUAAAAAUUUGGGUUUUGACUGGUGACAGGCAAGAGACAGCCAUAAAUAUUGGUAUGAGUUGUCGCUUGUUAAGUGAAGAUAUGAAUUUAUUGAUUGUUAAUGAAGAAGAUAAAGAAGGCACAGAAAAGAAUUUAAUCGACAAGCUAAAAGCAAUUAAUGAGCAUCAAAUUUCUCAGCAAGACAUAAACACAUUGGCAUUGGUUAUUGAUGGUAAGUCUUUAGGCUAUGCAUUGGAACCUGAUUUGGAGGAUCUACUUUUGGCAAUUGGAAAGAUCUGUAAAGCAGUUAUAUGUUGUCGUGUAUCUCCAUUACAAAAGGCCUUGGUUGUAAAGAUGGUGAAGAGGAAGACCAACUCCUUGCUUUUGGCCAUUGGAGAUGGUGCCAAUGAUGUCAGUAUGAUUCAAGCGGCUCAUGUGGGUGUGGGUAUUAGCGGUAUGGAAGGCAUGCAGGCUGCUAGAUCAGCUGAUUUUGCCAUUGGUCAGUUCAAGUAUUUGAAGAAAUUAUUGCUUGUUCAUGGCUCUUGGUCAUACCAAAGGAUAUCGCAAGCUAUUCUAUAUUCAUUCUACAAAAACAUUGCUCUUUAUAUGACCCAAUUUUGGUAUGUUCUUUCAAACUCAUUUUCUGGACAAUCAAUUAUGGAAUCCUGGACGUUAACAUUUUACAAUGUAUUUUUCACUGUUACACCUCCCUUUGUGUUAGGCGUUUUCGAUCAGUUUGUAAGUAGCAGACUUUUAGAUCGAUACCCGCAGUUGUAUAAAUUAGGGCAGCGUGGGCAGUUUUUUUCUGUUAGAAUAUUUUGGGGAUGGGUUAUAAAUGGUUUCUAUCACUCAGCGAUAACUUUUAUUGGCUCUACUAUGUUUUACCUCUACGGCGCUGCUCUGGAUAUUCAUGGUGAGACGGCGGAUCAUUGGGUUUGGGGUGUUUCAAUAUACACAACUAGUAUUAUAAUUGUGUUAGGAAAAGCCGCACUAAUUACCAAUCAAUGGACUAAAUUUACACUUUUUGCAAUACCUGGUUCUUUAUUAUUUUGGUUGAUUUUCUUCCCGAUAUAUGCAUAUAUAUUUCCAAGACUCAACGUUUCGAAGGAGUAUUAUGGUAUAGUGUCCCACGUUUAUGGUUCAGCUACUUUCUGGUUGAUGUGCAUUGUGCUCCCCGUUUUAGCGCUCCUACGUGACUUACUUUGGAAGUACUAUAAACGCACUUACUCACCUGAAAGUUACCAUGUCGUUCAAGAAAUACAGAAAUAUAACAUAAGUGAUUAUAGGCCGAGAUUAGAGCAAUUCCAAAAAGCCAUUAGAAAAGUAAGGCAGGUCCAAAGAAUGAGAAAACAAAGAGGUUUUGCCUUUUCCCAAAGCGAAGACGGUGGACAAGAGAAAAUCGUUAGAAUGUACGAUACCACACAGAAGAGAGGAGUCUUUGGUGAAUUACAUGAUGCUUCUGCUAAUCCAUUCAGGGAUAAAUAG
Messenger RNA from Eremothecium cymbalariae DBVPG#7215, 3939 nucleotides. It is a transcript of the gene DRS2, whose product is annotated as aminophospholipid-translocating P4-type ATPase DRS2. Gene Ontology annotation, biological process: intracellular protein transport; endocytic recycling; post-Golgi vesicle-mediated transport. Gene Ontology annotation, cellular component: plasma membrane. The coding region runs from base 1 to 3939 and encodes 1312 amino acids. The record is from RefSeq and is a predicted model, not a curated record. Lineage: Eukaryota; Fungi; Ascomycota; Saccharomycetes; Saccharomycetales; Saccharomycetaceae. Gene Ontology annotation, molecular function: ATP hydrolysis activity; magnesium ion binding; ATP binding. The transcript has a single exon.